UCAACCACUAUCCCUCACAUAGUACUCUACCCAAAACCAUCCCAUCCCACCACCAAAACCAAACCCAAAACCCAAAACCCAGAACCAGAAACCAAACCCAUACCCCAAAUCAACACGAAAAGAAAAUGCCCCCCCUCCCCACACAAACCCACGGCCCCACCACCGGCCACCCGAUCCUCAUCCUCCCAGGAUGGGAAAUGACUCCCGAAACAGAAAUGCACGACUUCGAGCCCAUCUUCACCACCCUCCCCAGUAUCCCCUCCAACACACCCCUCAGGCGGAUCUACAUCGCCCUCCCAGGAACGGCCUCCACGCCAGCAAGAAACAUCACCUCCCUCGACGACAUCUACCACCACCUGGUGCACUUCAUUGACAACACCCUCGGGGAUUCUCGCUUCAUGUUGGUCGGGUCCUCCUGCGGGGCGUAUCUUGCGCGUGCACUCGCUCAGAGAUUUAUCCACCAGAUAGAUGGGUUACUUCUACGGGUGCCGCUUGUUGAGCCGGAGGAUGCGAAGCGGGAUGUUGAUAGGGUUGAGCCGUUGGUUAGGGAUGAGAAACUCAUGGAUGGGCUGGAUGAGGAGGAUAGGACGCUUCUCGGGGGGAGGGUGAUGGUGCAGACGGAGGGGUAUGUGGGGGAGUUGGUGAGGAAGUAUCGGGAGGUGUAUGUUCCUGCGGAGGAGGGGGCUGAUAAGGGGGUUUUGGAUAAGAUAAGGGGUGAUGUGGGGAGGUAUCGGUUGAGUGAGGAGUUGUUGUCAGGUGGGGAGAAGUUGAUGGCCCCGACGCUGGUGGUUUGUGGGAGGCAGGAUGAAAUUGUAGGGUAUAGGGAUUGUUUGGGUCUGUUGGAGAAGUAUCCCAGGGCGACGUUUGCGGUGCUGGAUCGUGGGACGCAUGGGUUGCCGGUGGAUGAGAGUGAGAGGGGGGUGUUUGGGGCGUUGGUCAGGGAUUGGGUUUUUAGGGUGGGGGAGUGGAGGGAUAGUCAUUAUUGA
Molecule: messenger RNA, 986 nt
Organism: Aspergillus vadensis CBS 113365
Lineage: Eukaryota; Fungi; Ascomycota; Eurotiomycetes; Eurotiales; Aspergillaceae
Product: alpha/beta fold hydrolase
Exons: 1
Coding region: 126-986 (286 amino acids)
Source: RefSeq, a predicted model, not a curated record